CACUCGGUUUCAUUUGGUUGGGUUGGUUGACGAACGGAACGGGAUGGUCGGGUCGGACGACCGAUGAUGACAUCGACGACGACGACGACGACGAGUGCGAGCUAGUGUCGUGCAACGAAGAGCGCCGCGAGAGCAGAGAGCUCCCCGUCCACCAUUUUGGCUUGCGGGAAAUGCUGCGUUGUGGUGCAGACUCGGCACCGACAACCGUCGGCCUGCAGGUGCUGAAGAGAGUGCGCGCGGCUCCGGAUUUUCAAGCAUUGCUGAAUAAAAAAGAGAGAAUUUUUCGAGCCCCGUCGUCGUCUUCAUGGUUCCGCUCUGGUCGGCGUCGAUAAAAUUUUGUGUUUGACACCAGCAGGCAGAAGUUCGGUCUCGCGCGGUUCGCAAAAAAGUGUCCAAAUUUCGCGUGAAAUCCGUUCCGGCGAGGGCCAAAAUUAUCCCCAUCCGUCGCGGAAUCCGGUGGCGAACCGUUUGUGCAUAUUUUCCGACCCGAAAAGGUACCGUUUGACGGUAAAAAGUGACCACAAAGUUUUUUCAUUUUUUCGGGCUGAGAUCCCCCGCCGCAGAAGAGCACUGUGUCUCGCGUUUGGUUUGCGUUGUCGUGCGCUUUGCGAGGAAGGCGAAGGAAAAAAGGUCGCCAUGACAGUCGUCGGGUCGGCUCGAUCUCAGCUCAGCAGCGGCAAUCUCUAGACGGGGAAAAAAGGAAAUUUUUCCGACGAAAAGCAGCUUGUGCCCUCCGCGCUUCUAUUAUUUUCCGGUCAUUUUUCGAGCCGAAUUUUCCGCCGAGUUCAAACAGAAGCAAAAACAAUUAUUGUACAAAAAAGUUCUAUUUUAUUUAUAAAAUUAUCCAAGUGAAUUAUAUUUUAGUGGAUAAGUGAGGCGAAUGGAAAGUGAUCAGUGAGUGGGGUAAGAAGGGAGUGGAAGUUUGUUAAACCAUUUUUUCUUUGAAUUGAUCGCCGCCGUCGAAUGUCCGCACUCCCUCCCGCAAGUAAGAAGUGUUUCGGCGUAUGAGUGAGAGAGAAGAAGCGAAAAAAUUCGGAGUGUAUGACGGGUGUAGGAAAUAAUAGAGCGGAACUAGUGCUAAACGAUCUGUGAUCUGAUUGGAAAUGUUAGAAAGUGAAAAAGGCAAGUGAAAAGAAAAGCAAUCGGCAAUAAAGUAAGAAUAAAGUGCGUGUGUGAGAACAAAGAGCGAAAGAAGCAGCUAAGCAGCAGUGUGAUUUUAGAGGGUGGUCUUCUGGAUUGGGGCUCCGUUCCGGCAAAUGGAUUCCGGUAAUCCUCUUCUCCGUCAGCAGCAGCAGCAAGUUCUUCCACAUUUGGAACGGGAGCACCGCCAGCACCACCACUACCAGUACCUCCAGCCUCCGCUUCAACAACAGCAACAGCAGCAGCAGCAGGCGGCAGCGGCGACACUACUACAAGUGCAGCAACAUCACCAUCAACAACAGCAGCGAAUUAAAACUGGUUGGGGUGCGACGUCAGCGACAGCAGCAGCAGCCGCCGCGGCAUCGUCUUUCAUACAGAAUAUUGUCAGCACCGCCGGCAGUAGCACCAGCGGAGGAGGAGAGCUUUUGAUAUUGCACACGGGCGAAACUCCCUACCAGUGCACAUAUUGUGGGAAGAAAUUUACCAGAAAAGAACAUCUUACCAACCAUGUCAGGUUACAUACCGGGGAAACCCCGUUCCAGUGCACUUAUUGCGAGAAGAAAUUUACGCGAAAAGAGCAUUUGACGAAUCACACGAGGUUACAUACCGGCGAAACUCCCUUCCAGUGCUCGUACUGUCAGAAGAAAUUCACCCGCAAAGAGCAUUUAACGAAUCAUGUCAGAUUACAUACUGGAGAAACCCCCUUUCAGUGUACCUAUUGCGAAAAGAAAUUCACGCGCAAAGAGCAUUUAACGAAUCAUGUCAGAAUACACACUGGCGAGACUCCGUACCGGUGCACGUAUUGUGAGAAGAAAUUUACCAGAAAAGAGCGUUUGACGUAUCACAUAAGAUGGCACACCGGAGAGACUCCUUAUCAUUGCACAUAUUGCGAGAAAAAAUUCGCAAGAAAAGAACAUUUAACGAACCAUGUCAGAUUGCAUACCGGUGAGACGCCCUAUCAUUGCACCUAUUGCGAGAAAAAAUUUACCCGCAAAGAGCAUUUAACGAAUCAUGUCAGAUUGCACACUGGAGAGACUCCCUAUCAGUGCACAUAUUGCGAGAAGAAAUUCAGUAGAAGAGAGCGUUUAACGAUUCACACAAGAAUACAUACCGGAGAGACCCCUUAUCGAUGCACAUAUUGUGAUAAGAAAUUUACCAGAAAAGAGCGUUUAACGUAUCACAUAAGAUUACAUACAGGAGAGACCCCUUAUCAGUGUACCUAUUGCGAGAAAAAGUUUACCCGCAAAGAGCAUUUAACGAAUCAUGUCAGAUUGCACACCGGAGAGACUCCCUAUCAGUGCACUUAUUGCGAGAAGAAAUUCACUCGAAAAGAGCAUUUAACCAACCACACAAGAUUGCACACUGGAGAGACCCCCUAUCAUUGCACCUACUGUGAGAAGAAAUUUAUGCGAAAAGAACACUUGAAAAAUCACGUCAGAUUACACACCGGAGAGACCCCUUAUCGAUGCACAUAUUGUGAUAAGAAAUUUACCAGAAAAGAGCGCUUGACGUAUCAUAUAAGAUUGCAUACUGGAGAAACUCCCUACCAGUGUACGUACUGCCAGAAGAAGUUUACGCGAAAAGAACAUUUAACCAAUCACACCAGAUUACACACUGGCGAAACUCCGUACCAUUGCACUUACUGUACGAAGAAGUUUGCUCGCAAAGAGCAUCUCACAAACCAUCUCAGAUUACACACUGGCGAGACGCCCUACCAAUGCACGUACUGUUCGAAGAAGUUCACUCGCAAAGAACAUCUCACAAACCACCUCAGAUUGCACACCGGGGAAACUCCCUACCAGUGUAACUAUUGCCAAAAGAAGUUCACCAGAAAAGAACACUUAACGAACCACGUCAGAUUACACACGGGCGAGACUCCUUAUCAGUGCUCGUAUUGCCAGAAGAAGUUUACCAGAAAAGAGCAUUUGACGAAUCAUACCAGAUUGCACACUGGAGAGACUCCUUAUCAUUGCACCUAUUGCGAGAAGAAAUUUAUGAGAAAAGAGCAUUUAACGAACCAUGUCAGAUUGCACACCGGAGAAACUCCCUAUCAGUGCACAUAUUGCGGGAAGAAAUUCACCCGAAAAGAGCAUUUAACCAAUCACAUCAGAUUGCACACUGGAGAGUCUCCUUAUCGGUGUGAGUACUGUAACAAGUCUUUCACCAGAAAAGAACACCUCAAGAAUCAUAUCAGGCUUCACACCGGUGAUUCACCGCACAAAUGCGAGUACUGCAACAAGACGUUCACUCGGAAGGAGCAUCUGAACAAUCACAUGCGCCAGCACAGCGGAGACAAUCCACACUGCUGCAAUGUGUGCAACAAAACGUUCACCCGAAAGGAGCACCUGAUUAAUCACAUGAGCCGAUCGCACACCGGCGAGCGUCCGUUCCAGUGCGAUGAGUGUGGCAAGUCAUUCCCGCUCAAGGGCAAUCUGCUGUUCCACCAGCGCAGCCACACCAAGGGGCAACCGAUGGAGCGGCCGUUCCGCUGCGAUAUGUGCCCGAAGGACUUCAUCUGCAAGGGACAUCUGGUGUCCCAUCAACGAUCUCAUACCGGCGAAAAGAAUCACCACUGCCCGCAGUGCAGCAAGUCGUACGUCGAGCGUGGCAACAUGCUGCGGCACAUGAAGAAGACGCACCCGGACGCGGUGAUACCGGUGCUACCGAAGUUGCCGCACAUCAAGGUGGAACCCAAGUCCACCGGUGAGUACUUAUCUCAGCCAACGUCGGUGGUGACGUCCCCGGCUCAGGCCACGUCCACAAUCACGUCGAUCAUCUCCAAUACUCAUCCAUCGCAGCACCAUCACAUUCAACCGAAAAUGGAACAGAAAUCUCAGAUACAUCAUCUUCCGAUUCCCCAUCAGCAUCAGGCUCACCAGUUGCACCACCACAUCUCGCCAUCGAUGCAUCUGCCCCCACCAAACCCCCAACAGUUGGCAGCACUCGCCCUGCAUCAUCAGGUGGCCCAGCAACAACAGCAACAACAACAAUCCUCACCCUCAACGGGCCGAGCACAGCCUUCUCCUCGUACAUCACAUCCGCCGCCGCAGCAGCAGCAGCCGCUUCCACAGCAACAGCAGCAGCCGGUGCCGCUCCAGGUCCCCCAGGUGCCACCGGGCCCCCCGGAAAACCAACAGCAGCCCCAACAGCCGCAGCAGCCGGGCCCGGGCCAAACUGGACCCCUGCCACCACCACACCAUACGGUCCCGGUUACUAUUAUAACCCACGCUGGCACAAUUAAUCCGAUGCCGGACGGUCUCAACAACCGGGUUGGCACGAUCCAGAUGCACCACCUGAACGCGGCCCAGGCCGAGGAACACACAGUGGUUUACUAAACCAACAACACCAACAGUGAUCGGACCUAGUUACAGUAGAAUUUGCAUGCCCUCGUCUCACUCCACCAAAGACAAACCAUGCGUUCAACUUCAAGAAGGAGGAAAACAAGUACAGAUUUGCAAUUAGUAGUUUUUAGAUCAGAACAAACACAUUAUAGGAGGAACAUUACUCGUAACCAGUAAUAAACAUAGAGGAAAACAUGUAUGCGACAGAAGAAGAAAAGUACUAAAAACAAGUAUGUAAUAUAUACAAUUCUAUAUACACGAAAACAACAGAAAACAAACAAUAACAAAAAAGAUGGAUAACAUAUUGGAUCGGUAUCAGAUAUCGAUGAAAAACUAACUAAAAGUAAUAAGUAAACAUAAACAGUUGCAAAACAGCAGACACACAAAAUAACGCUAAUUUAGUGAAAGAGUAACAAAAUUGGAAAUAUGCUAAAAGUGACGGAUAUAUUAUUAGUAGGGACAGCAAAUCCAACAAAAAAAGCAAAAACUGACUGUUUAUAACGUUCUUUUUUGUUCGAUACGUGCAAACAGCAGCAUCUGCAGUGCAGCUGCCAGUCGUGAUAGUAAGUGAAACCCAACAGACACCGUUAUAAAACAAAACAAAAAAAAUCAGUGAAUAAAAAUAAAAACAAACACAAAACCCUUAGGUAAAGCUAUUACAAGAUGAUCAUAGAAAUCAAUACUUAAACAAAUAAGCAAAUUGUUGAAAAUAGGUGAAAUAAACAAAUAGUAAUUGAUUUUACCCCGCAGUU
Aedes albopictus (Asian tiger mosquito) is the source of this 5233-nucleotide messenger RNA. Its product is annotated as zinc finger protein 420. The coding region runs from base 1257 to 4475 and encodes 1072 amino acids. Gene Ontology annotation, molecular function: DNA-binding transcription repressor activity, RNA polymerase II-specific; RNA polymerase II cis-regulatory region sequence-specific DNA binding. The record is from RefSeq and is a predicted model, not a curated record. Gene Ontology annotation, biological process: regulation of transcription by RNA polymerase II. NCBI's taxonomy places the organism in Eukaryota, Metazoa, Arthropoda, Insecta, Diptera, Culicidae. The transcript has 26 exons. Gene Ontology annotation, cellular component: nucleoplasm; nucleus.